This is a messenger RNA of Dromaius novaehollandiae (emu), 8141 nucleotides long. Its product is annotated as guanine deaminase-like. Gene Ontology annotation, biological process: guanine catabolic process. Gene Ontology annotation, molecular function: guanine deaminase activity; zinc ion binding. Gene Ontology annotation, cellular component: cytosol. The record is from RefSeq and is a predicted model, not a curated record. Lineage: Eukaryota; Metazoa; Chordata; Aves; Casuariiformes; Dromaiidae.
GGACACACGGGGGCGGCCGCCCGGCGGGAGGAGCCCUCCCGCGACGGGAACCACCCCCCGCGGGGAGAGCCGCCGCGGGGGAAGGGGUGGGGAGAUGGUGACAGGUCCAGGAAGCUGCUCCGGGUGCCGAGAGACGCCGAGAGGCAGCAGCCCGCUGGGUGGCAGCUGGCACGUCGCCAGCCGCGGCGCCGCGAUGGGCUCCCCGCAGCCCCCGCCGCUCGCCCACGUCUUCAGGGGCACCUUCGUGCACUCCCGCCGCGCCGCGCCCAUGGAGGUCCUCCACGGCCACCUGCUGGGGGUGGACGAGAGCGGGAAAAUUGUGUUUUUGGAGAAAAAUGAUCAGCAAGAGCAACUGGCUAAGAAGUGGGGAUUCAAAACAUCUGACAUAAGAGAACUGAGUAAUCAUGAAUUCUUCAUGCCAGGAUUGGUUGAUACACACAUUCAUGCACCUCAGUAUUCAUUUGCUGGUACAAGAGUAGAUCUACCUCUUUUGCAGUGGUUAACUACCUACACAUUCCCAACGGAAGCCAAAUACAAAGAUAGUGAUUUUGCAGAAGAAGUAUACACCAGAGUUGUUAGACGAACUCUGAAGAAUGGCACCACUACAGCUUGCUACUUUGCAACAAUUUACACAGAUACUUCUCUUCUCCUAGCUGAAAUUAUAGAUAAAUUUGGUCAACGAGCAUUUGUUGGCAAAGUCUGCAUGGAUAUGAAUGACAGUGUUCCACAAUACAGAGAGACUACUGCUGAUUCUAUUCAAGAGACAGAAAGGUUUGUUAAAGAACUGCUAGAAAAGAAAUAUCCAAGGGUACAGCCCAUAGUAACUCCUCGCUUUGGCCCUUCCUGCUCAGAGGAUUUGUUGCGUGCACUUGGCAAUUUUGCCCAGGCUCAUGAUCUCCAUGUACAGAGUCACAUAAGUGAGAAUGAAGAAGAAAUCAAAGUUGUGGAGAACCUGUUUCCUGCCUAUCAGAAUUACACUGAUGUGUAUGAUAAAAACAAACUGCUUACCAGCAAGACAGUGAUGGCCCAUGCCUGUUAUCUUUCUGAAGAAGAACUGAAACUUUUUAACCUUCGUGGAGCUGCAAUUUCACAUUGCCCCAGUUCAAAUUUUUCGUUGUGCAGUGGUAUCUUAAAUGUACAAAAGGUUCUGAAACACAACGUGAAGCUUGGCCUUGGCACAGAUGUUGCCGGUGGAUAUUCAGCUUCCAUGCUUGAUGCUAUCAGGAAAACAAUGAUGGCAGCUAAUACCCUUCAAGUUAAUAAAGUGAACGAAACAGGACUAACUCUUAAAGAGGCUUUUCGAUUAGCAACCCUUGGAGGAAGCCAAGUUCUAGGACUAGAAGAUGUGAUUGGAAACUUUGAAGUUGGCAAAGAAUUUGACGCACUGCUAAUCAACACAAAGGCUUCAGACAGUCCUUUUGACUUGUUCUCUGCUGAUGCUUUUGAGGAUACCCUCCAGAAGUUUCUGUAUCUAGGUGAUGAUCGGAAUAUUUCUGAAGUAUAUGUGUCUGGAAAGCAAGUGGUUCCUUUUUCAAGUUCGGUAUAAAUCCAUUUCCCUUCUGCAGAGCAUUCCACUGAUCAUUCUGCAUCUGAUUUGGAAAAGAUUGGUUAAACACAGUGCCUGAUUAUCAGGAAUGACACCUCAUUUUUUGUUUAAUGUUUCAAAACUUGCAAAUGUUAGAAAAUUUGUUAGACCUUUGAAAAGUUACUUUGCCAAAACUGUCGCAGUUAUAAGAGGAAAAAGGCAUUUAAAUUUCUCUAUGAAAAUAGCGUGUAUGCACUGAUAAGAGAUUUGAUAAAUAUCUUUAUUAAAUAGGACAGCUGCUGUUCCUUUUAUUAAUAGUGUAGGAAGUAUUAAGAUGAGCAAUGAAACUUUCCUUGUCUCUUAAGCAUUUUAAUUUCAAGAAACCAAACAACCCAGUACUAGUAAAUCUAUUUUGCAAAUACUGAAUGUCAUGGAAUAGUGCAAUUUCCUUAAUAUUAUCACUGAGUAUGUGAUAAUAUAAACUUAGUGGCAUUUUGGGGCAUUUAAAACAUUUUCCGGUUUUCUUUAGGUGCUUAAUUUUUAAAAUAAUGAUUCCAUUUAAAACAUUAUUUUUAUUAAUAGAAAUAAAAUAAGAAGUGUGUAUUUAUAAAUAAAUAAGAGUCCUUAUUCUCAAAGAGUUAACACUUGUCAUUAAUACUUAGAUGGAAGAGGGCUGGUGGAUGAGCCAUGUGAAAAACGUGUGGUUGAUCAGAUAGGCCCAAGCUGGGAGAGCCCAAGGGCUGUAUUGUUCUGUGAUUCUAUGAACUGAAACUCUCUACUCCUCGGUUUUGUUCUUAAGUCCAGAAGCAGUCAACCUGAUCUUGCACCAUUUUUGUACCGGUUCCCCUGAAUUACCUUUGGGGGAGUGACAGCUGAACGAAACUUGUGUUAAAUCAGAAGCAAGCACUAGGACAUCUGCGUGGGCUAUUCCGUGGUAAAUAAAUGAAUAGGGUGUUUUUUAGGCCGGAGGGAGUGCUUCAUCUAGUUUAACCUCCUGCAGAACCUUCCCAAAUUCUUUUGCUUCUAACUAUUGAGACUAUGGAUGAUAUGAUGUCCCUUCACCUUUCUAUAAGAGAAAUGAGUAGGUUUUAAAAAAAAAAAAAAAAAACUAGAAAUGGAUUAUCCCUGGCUGCUACCACUUUUGACUUGAGGUGGAAUUUCUUAUUAGAGAAAGCAGCAGCUCAGCUUUAAAGUGCCCUUUUGUGUCUUUCGCCACUGAAGGAAUCAUAAUUGCAGCCCUGUACAAUUCCAGGUAAAAAAAAAAUUGCCUUUUUUAUUUUGGAAGUCUGUGUGACUUCCUCUCUUAAAAAAAGCAUACUUCCCUAUUUUUUUUAUCUGAGCCUUUUUUUUUCUUGGGGGAUUAGUUGGGAGGUUGCUUCCUGUUGCUCGAUUUACUGUUUUUGCAACACAAAGGGUAUAAGCUUGAAUUUCAGUGCCAAUAGAGACAACAUUGUACAGAGUUACCAUAAUCAUGUAUUGAAUAUGAUUUUAAGGCCUGCUUCAAAUUCCUUUGAUUGCAUUGAGCUUUGCUUCACACUUUUACCUCUCUGCCUGAUGGUGUAAAGGCGCAAGACUUUCUUGUGUUCGUGAAACGGGGGAGGUAACUGCAUGAAAGUUUCCCUUCAUGUUUACUUCCCAGAGGAUGGUUGGCCCAAUAUCACUAAAAUCUUGAUCUGAUUUUAAAAGCAUACUCAGAGCUUAUGUAUGAUCAAGGUUAGGCCUACGUGGGAUGGUAUAGAACCAUGUAGAAGUAUUCAAGCUAGCUUAUGCACUGAAGGCAGUAUAGUCUGUCUAGUGCGGUGUUUUGCCUAAGCUGAGUAGCCCUGCUGAAGAGCAUGGUAUAUUGGCUUGCAGACACCACUCUAAUGCAGCAACGCUGCUUGCUCAUUUAGAGCUAGCUCAGAUCUCUUCGCAUGUCACUGUGCUGUGCCAUAUGUGUGCUCAAGUAUAGUCUUAGUAUCCAUUAUAUUUAAUCAUUCCUAAGGUCUUAGGAGUUAAGGUUUAAGGAUUAAGAUUUUCACAUUCAGUCAGAGUGCUUUUCCUAACAGUUCUGGUUUUCAUAUGUCCCAAUCUCUUCCAAGUAACAAAAUUUCUUGGCGGAUACAAUCUUCAGUUCUUUGACUUCGUUUCCUGAUUCAGAGAACAUUUUUCCUCACAAUUUUUGACAUGGAUUUAAUUGACCAUAUUUCACAUUCCAGAACCAAAGAUCUGUGGUACUCAUGUUUUAAUCCUCCUGGUUACUGUUUGAAACUAUUUUUAGGAAGUUGCGUGGUUUUCAGCUUUGGCUUUCCUGCAGGAAUGUAUUCUGGGAUGGAGAAAGAUUACACAGCCCUGUGUGCUAUAUAUGUUUGUGCCACACUACUUUGCUUCCAGAGUUAUGAAUUAAAUCAACACUUUUAUUUUAGUGGUAGUCCAAAUUGUGCCUGAUUUUUAUUGCUUUUCUGCAUUUUUGUAGUUAAGAAUGGGAUUCAGCUCUUUGUAAAUGAUUUGGGGGAAGGGAAGGAUUGCUUUUUUGCAAACUGGGAAUAUAAAAAAGCCUUUAACAAGCUCAACACUACCUCCUGCUGGCCAGGUUACAAAGGGACUCCCUAGAAUAACUUUGCCGAAGAAUUUUGUAUUUGAAUAUUGGCUGUGUAACGAGCAGUCUGAUUCUCAUUAAAUUCAGGCACAAGGUAGGAACUUAAGUAACUGAUUUUAGCUUUACUCGUAUCUGGUCAUUACUCAGACAUAGAACUGGAGAAUCAACUUUUCAAGAAUCUUAGCUGGAUGAGCAGCUCUGCCUGCAGGUAGUACCGUGUACUUUACACAGCACCAUGCAAUGCCCAGGAAAGGGAGGAGCAAGGACUAAGUUGAAUAGCAUCACACUAAACGCUAAGGUGCUUAGUGGCUCAGAAAAAUAAGUGUGAAUUUGAUGUGAGAGGAAGCCAGUGGAGCAAACUGGAAGGUUAUUUCGGCAGCAGCAUCUUACAUAGAAUUGAAUGGACCAAGACUGUAAUGCCUGAAGUAGGGUCCUCUGAAGUGCUCCCAUAAGCUGGUUCUGUGGAAGACGGCUUAUGCCCAAAAUUUUAAGGUUCCAGGGGAUCCUUUGUGAUGCAGAGGAUAUAGUAGCGGGACUUUUCAGAAACAAUUUUGGGAAAGUCACUGAGGAUCCCGCUUGGAAGUAUUAAUCCUUGGGAGACUCUGACUAUGUGUACAUUGUCAAGUUAUUUGGUGCAGUAGGAGUGGAUCCGUAGAUGAAAGAAGUUACUGCUGAGACUGAUACACCUACCCUGUAUACGGCUUCUGACUAUAUUAGUCCAAUUCCCUGGAUAUAUGUCCCCACUGCAUGUGUGGUUUGAAGCAGGCUAAGUAAUUGGUUCAGACUCUGAAUGUCUCUGUUGGAGGUUGGAGUGCACUUGGCAUGCAUCUGAGCCUCCAGUGUAGUCUCCUCCAAAUGAAACGAAAUCCUUGUGCAUCAAAACCACUCUGCAAACUGAACCAAUGUUCAGUAAGUGAGCAUGAUUGGGAAAUUCACUUCAAAACGGCACUACUGCCUCUAAUCAAAAUGCUCAUGGAGGCUAGGCCUUCCACUCUUUUCCCGCCAUCCUCAUUGGAACAAAACUGAUUAGCAGACAAUAAAUCAAAGCAAUCUCCUUUUUUCUUCCUUCCUCUUUUGAAAAAAUGUGAAAAUAAGGCAACAAAAUGCUAAGGGGAGAUGAGUAAGUAGAAGAAAAGAUAAGGCUGAUUUCCAGUCAGUAUAAAUCGACAUAGUACCGUUGACUUUAGCUAAGCAUCUGGCCCUCAAAAUACCAGUGUAAGAUAAAACCUCUGGAAAAAUGUACACCCAACUGUUUCCAGAUGUCACUCCCCAUUAGUUCUCUUGCCGAAUUGUGGAUGGGAUCUUUGUUUUGUAAUGUGUCUUUGUGUUCGAUGUCAGCACGCCAUUCAGACAAAGAGGAAAAAAAAAAGGGUAGUUUGGAAAGCUUGCUUGUUGGGACAAUAUACUUAAUGUGCUCUAUGUUCAGACCAGCACUUAUUUAUUAUAAAUGGAAUCUAUUUGAAUUAUUUUUGUAUGUUGAUCUCAUUGUGUCACUUUAGUUUUUGAUUAUUAAUGAAAUGGUACUAAGUAUCGCCUGUGCAUUAUGCAGCAUUAUUUGAAUUAUUCAUGUGUGGCAAGUGGAGUUCUGCACUUUAAAAUGUUGCCUUGGCCUAAUGUUUAUAUUUAUUCUGUGGUUUUUUGCAAACAGAAAGCUUUGUAGGGAAAAAAAAGUGUAUUUGUUCACUGUACUGAACAUUCUCAUUAUUAUAAGUGGAAUUUCUGCCAGAAGAAGAAAUGUUAAAAUGACCCUGCUUAAAAGUCUGUGCCUGAUUAUACACUCAUGGAUGAAAAGUAUAACGGUUUUAUGAAAGCUGACAUGAAUAGUAAUGUUUUAAUUAAAAAAUACUUAGAGAGAUAGGUUUUUACUUUAAUCAUGGUUAUGCAAUGCAGAUUAACAAAAGCCAAAUCAUUCUUGCUAAACAUCUACCAUUCUACUGAGCAAACAAGAAUAUAACCAUUCUUGUUUAUAUACUAAACAAGAAUACAUGUGUUAUUUUGAAAAAUAAAAAGCCUAAGUUUUUUCAAAGAGUAUCCCAGCUUUAAAAAUAAGAUAUUAACAACAUUGCUCAGACAAGCCGUUUAAAAUGUUGUUUUAAGCAUUUCCAGAAAUAAUCCAUAACAAAUGACAAGGUGACUAGUUUUUAAUACAAUACUUGGUGCUGCCUUAUCUGCAGCCCUGUGUGUAGUAGUGGCCAAUGCAUCUCUAAAAUGAUGGUGCACAACUAGAAGACACUUCAAAAAAGUCAAGGGAUUUUGAGAAUUUGAGAAGGGCCUGGAAAAAACUUAAUCUGGAAAGAGAUUAAAAGAGAGAGGUAGACAAGAGAAGGGUGGUAGCAGAAUACAAAGUAAUGCAAAAUAGAAAGAAGCUAGAUCAGAGGAGCUCAUAUGAAAAAGAGGAUGAAAUUCCAGGUGGGAAAUACAAUGUUAAGGAAAAAAAAAAAAAACUUUUUCAAGCAACAUUCAGUUAAAUCAGGGACACCAUUCCUUCUCAAAGUCAUUGAGGCCCAACAACUGAACAGAUUUCCGAAGGGAAACAGUCAUCUAUAUGCAUAAUUCCUUUCCUGCCGUGCUCCUUGUGGUGCAGGGAUGACCGAGUUCCCCACAAGAACACAGGUAUCUAAUGUGACCGGAGUUCUCGAAAAUAAGCUGUUUUAAAAAGCAGAUCAUUCUGAACCUCAGAACACUGCAGAGAACACAGCACAUUUUAAAUUACGCGAGCAUAUGUCUAAUACUGAACUUCUGGGUACUAAGAAUUUGGUCAAAAGUUUUUUUAAGCGCUUGUACUGCACGUGCAAGGACUUCUGCUUCUCUCAACAGAGAAGCUAGCAAAUCACAUCUGCAAGGCUCUCUGCACAUCUGCACACACAUGCGCACGCACGCACACAUGUUGGGCAACGAGAAGGACAUCAUCUGUUGUUUGAAGUUAAAGUUAGUUUUUCUCAAAAGGCUGAGCAUUUUUUUCGGAGGGCAGUUUCCUGGAAAUCUCAGUGGAAGCUUUUUCUUGGAAAAUGCACUGAAUCAGAGCCUGCUCUGACCAGUGGGAUCCCCUCUGGCUUUGGCAGUGUCAGUCUUGUGCACAAGGAAUGCAAUAGUCAUACCUAGACUCCCCGGUCAGGAUUCAGACUUGUGUAUUCAAUUUAAUUCUGGCUUUAGUUCCUGAUUUCUCAUACCAUUCAUUUUAAUUUGAAAAUAACAAUUCUGAAUGAGUACAGUUGGGAGCAAGAUAAGCCUCAAUUAUCUUAUACCCGUAUAUAUCUUAUACAGGAUCUUAUACCCGUCCACCUAAUGCUUCAACUCAAAGGAUUUGUCUGCAUCAAGAAGCUGCUACUGUGUUUGCGCAGCUCUUGCGCUCAGUGAUUUGGUUUAAUGACUUGAGUCAGCCAGUAACAAUUAAAUUCAGGCAAGACCAGGAUGUAAACUGUGAGUAGCUGACAUGAACAUAAAAAUGUUUUAUCUUGGUCUGCACUUAAGUCGCCAAAGGCUUUGCUUAGCCAAGUGGUCCUAGGCGCAUUUAGAUACAAAAACUCCCUGGAGAUGAGCCGUCAGUGGAAGGGACUAGCGCUGGCAGCAACUGAAGGCUUCAGCCUCCAUGUCUUACUUGACCUUGUGGCUUCUGAGCUGCAUUAGACAUUCCUUUAAAGGCUUUUACCGAUGAAGCUUUUAAGAAGCAGUUGCACAUAGACCUUAGCUGAGGAAGGUUGUGGCAGGAACUCUGUCAACCUUUGCUUCGAGACAACCUUCUUUCCCCAAGGGAGACUUGACAUCUCCCUGGCGUGAGCUUUACCAGUCUGGUCCUUGGUUGUCUGCUUAUCACCUGUUGUGUGUAGGGUCUGGUUCCUUCUUUCGUGAAAAAUACCUAUCUGGAGUUACAUUGUGGAGUUCCUCCUUCCUGUUGUGCUCAUGUAUAUUUUAAAGGAGGAACAAUAUAUUUGGAAUAACAGUAUAUGCAAUUUGCACUGUUCUGCUUGUUUUUGAUUGUGCUAAAUGGGAACUUAUGUACUGUUGAAACAAAAUAAAGAGGCCUUGUGUUUACAUUAA